UUUGUCGAGCUCACCACGAAUUUUGGUCUAUUGGCAAUGGCCGAUACACAUGAUAAUCUCCACAUAGUGAUGCUUCCGUGGUUGGCCUUUGGCCACAUGAUGCCAUACAUGGAGCUAGCCAAGUGGAUUGCCGGAAAGGGUCACCGGAUAUCGUUCCUAGCGGCCCCGAGAAACAUAGAUCGCCUCCCGAAACCCCCUCCAGACCUCGCUCCUCUCAUCAGCUUCGUGAGGCUCCCCUUACCGGCCGUGGAACACUUGCCAGAGGGCGCUGAAGCCACCAGCGACCUGCCUUACGACAAGGUCCCAUACCUCAAGAAGGCUUACGACAUGCUCCAAGACCCCGUGGCCCAGUUCCUCGAAUCUUCGGAUCCCGAUUGGAUCAUGUACGAUUUCGCUCCGUAUUGGGUUGGCGAAAUCGCUUCAAGGCUCGGCAUAAGGAGUGUUUCCUUCGCUAUUCUCAAUGCUGCCAGCUUGGGCUUCCUCGGACCAAUGUGGGUUUCGAAGGGGGGAGACUACCGGAAAACUCCGGAGGAUUUUACCAUUUUUCCCACAUCCCCUAAGUGGGUUCCUUUCCCGACUAAGGUCGCAUUCCGCCACUUUGAGAUCAAGAAGAUUUUCGAUGCGAUAAUGGGCGAUGCAUCGGGCAUCUCAGACACAUAUCGGUUCAGGGCGGGCCAGGAAAGCUGUGACAUAAUAGCACUUAGAAGCAGUUAUGAGCUCGAACCCGAAUGGUUAAGUGUACUCAAGGAUAUGCAGGGCAAGCCAGUCUUCCCUAUUGGGCAACUUCCCCCGAGCGAUCCCGAGACACGAGGUGAAACAGACUCAUGGCAGUCGAUCAAGGAAUCGCUCGAUGCGCGAAAGAAAGGUACCGUGGUGUACGUGGCAUUUGGGAGCGAGGCCAAACCAAGCCAAACUGAACUGGGGCUAGAGCUUUCUGUGUUACCGUUCUUCUGGGCACUCAAGACUCAGGUCAGGGCUGCCGACACGGAGUUGGUCGUGUUACCAGACGGUUUUGAGGAGCGAGUCAAAGGGCACAGCAUGGUCUGCAAGAGCUGGGUGCCUCAGCUCAAGAUACUCGCGCACGACUCGGUGGCCGAGUUCUUGACUCAUGCCGAGUGGAGUUCAGUGGUGGAGGCACUAAGCUUUGGGAGAGCCCUAAUACUUUUCACAUUCUUGGCAGAUCAAGGACUAAAUGCGAAGCUCUUGGAGGAGAGACAGAUCGGGUAUCCAAUACCAAGAAAUGAGUCCGAUGGGUCGGUCAUGAGGCACUCAGUGGCCGAGUCGCUGAGGCUGGUGAUGGUGGAAGAGGAGGAGAGGCUUUACCGAGAGAAAGCGAAGGAGAUGAGGCCUAUUUUUGGGGACAAGGGCAUCCAAGAACGUUAUGUCAACAACCUUCUUAACUAUUUUCAGGAACACAGGCUUGUGAAACACCAAAAAACAGCUGGGAUUUCCAAAUAAGCCAAGAAGCUAUGACGUGGAUUAAGCGUUCUUAGGCGUGCAUAUUUGUGCUGCUACUGAGUUAUUCAAUGUUUGGCA
Messenger RNA from Syzygium oleosum, 1536 nucleotides. Its product is annotated as UDP-glycosyltransferase 91A1-like. Lineage: Eukaryota; Viridiplantae; Streptophyta; Magnoliopsida; Myrtales; Myrtaceae. The record is from RefSeq and is a predicted model, not a curated record. The coding region runs from base 37 to 1458 and encodes 473 amino acids. The transcript has 2 exons. Gene Ontology annotation, molecular function: UDP-glycosyltransferase activity.